Molecule: messenger RNA, 1545 nt
Organism: Tigriopus californicus
Lineage: Eukaryota; Metazoa; Arthropoda; Copepoda; Harpacticoida; Harpacticidae
Exons: 3
Coding region: 96-1271 (391 amino acids)
Biological process (GO): sodium ion transport
Cellular component (GO): membrane
Molecular function (GO): sodium channel activity
Source: RefSeq, a predicted model, not a curated record
GUACUCAGUGUUAUUUUCGACGUGAAAUUAUAUUCACCCAUAUCGAGUUACUGUAAAAGGUCAUAGCCGGACAGUUGAAAGCGACCAACUUUAACAUGUUCGGUCAUGAAUUAUUGAAGUGUCUAAGGCUUCUAUUUAUCACCGCCAUGUUUGUCAUGUUUUUGCUACAAACGCGUCAAGGAGUGGACAAAUAUUUAGCAGAGAGAGUAGUGGAACAGACUUCAAUCGCGAACUCAUCGGAAAAACUGCCUCUGCCCUCUUUAGUAAUAUUGGUUGCUCCUCCUAUGAAAUACGAUCUGAUUAAUAAGGAUACGGGGAAGCCAUUCACCCUUGAUCAAAUGACACUGACCACUAACGCCACAGCUCUCUGUCCGAAUCGAACUGAUAUCCAAAAAUGUCUGGAGGAAUACAGUUUUGAAAUAGACGAAGUAUUUGAAAUGGUUUUGAGAUCAGGCACGAAUCCCAAGGCCGAGAAUUUAUCAACAGUAUUCGAAAAAGGACCCUUGGACAUUAUUUAUGGCACCUACUUCAAACUGCAAAUCCCAUGGGAGAUUGGCACGAGCUUCUUCUCCAGCCCCAUUCUAUUUGUGAAGGAGCAUGUUCUAGAAAACCUCUCUCCCAGUGCCGUAUUUCAUAAUCAUGGACAACUUCGCCACUCCCUUGAUGAGUUCCAUCUCCCGCAACUUUCCAUUCCUUUGUCCUUGGUCAGAGGUCAGUUGCGAGUUUUGGCAAUUGAGUUGGUGGAACACGUUAAUCUAAACCUAAAAAGGUCACCAUGUGUGAAAGAUCCUACUUAUGACCUCGGCCUUUGUUUGGAUCAAUACUUGAGUCGUCACGUAGGUUGCAAAUUACCUUGGGGAAAGAAGAGCUCCCAAAUUCCAGAACAGGAUUGUGAGACAGCUGACGAAUUCACCCGUGUUUUAAAGGCACAAGAAGAAUAUAGGGACUGGACCACUCAGAAGACCUUAAAGGAGACUCAAUGUCUGAAACCUUGCACUUAUCAGUCAUUCAAAGUGGAAAGUUCUCGCCAAACCAUGCCAAAAACCUGGUCAGUCCCUUCUCCCAGCGGCAUUAUUCCGAUUUACAAACAAACUACAAUUAUUAGGAAAGAGCAAGUACUGAUUUAUGAUGAAUCUACAUUGGUCGCGGAAAUCGGGGGCUCGAUGGGUAUCUUCGUGGGCGCCUCGAUCAUCACCAUCUACGAUCUCAUCUUCAAAGGAUUCGCAUGGCUUCUAAAGUUGUUAAUGCCUUUUGGAAACAAAAGGAGGUAAAACUUGAUCAGGGUGACUCAUCUGCUGCACGUGCAUAGCCCACAUGUUUUGGCCAAAUACCUGCAUGAGAAUCUUUUGGUGUUAUCGUUGAAAAUGAGUUCGGAAAAUAAAGUGAUUAGCUAUCUCCCAAAACCGUGUUUUCGUUUAAAUACACCAUAUUCGACUGCUGACGAUUUUUCAGAACGUGUCAAGACCUGGACCGAAGAAGCCCAUUCGAACCCGGCCACGAAAAUGGCCAAAAUGAUCGUACUUGGAGAUUGCGGAGUUGGAAAAA